Messenger RNA from Clupea harengus (Atlantic herring), 3217 nucleotides. RefSeq names its product cytohesin 3b (gene cyth3b). Gene Ontology annotation, molecular function: guanyl-nucleotide exchange factor activity. The record is from RefSeq and is a predicted model, not a curated record. Gene Ontology annotation, biological process: regulation of ARF protein signal transduction. NCBI's taxonomy places the organism in Eukaryota, Metazoa, Chordata, Actinopteri, Clupeiformes, Clupeidae.
GGGACGGACCGGGAUGACGUAGAGAGGAUGAGGGGGAGUGGUGGAGCACAGAUGUGAGUGUCGCCUCUGAUGAAGGGGACGUAUCUCCAGCUGGAUGGUAGGCUAUCUGUGAGCGGUACUCUAAUUGAAGCGACCACUCAGUUCAGUCUGAAAUCUACGUCGACGCAGGACAUAACAACGAAAGCCGUAUCGGUGGCUUUGGUGAAUUUAUGCCCAGAAUUAGCGACUCACAAAUCAUGACGUUUCUGUCCAUCACAAGCGCUAUUUAGCCAACGUUUAGCCAAGCAGUUGUAUUCGGCAGUGCAACAAAUUGGUUAACGUUGCAUUUGGAAGACUUCGCGACACGAACUCACAUAUACUGUUUUGGACCAUUUUCACUCGUUUUCACCUGUGAUUCAUAAUGACAACCACGGACGAGGAUAACCACGUACCAGAGGACCUGUCCUUAGAAGAGAGGGAUGAGUUGUCAAACAUACGGAGACGAAAGAAAGAGCUUCUGGAUGACAUUGAGCGGCUGAAGUUUGAAAUCGCUGAGGUGAUGACUGAGAUCGAGCAGCUGACCUGCGUGGGCGACAGCAAAACAACGCAGAGAAACAAACAGAUCGCCAUGGGCCGGAAAAAAUUCAACAUGGAUCCCAAGAAGGGCAUCCAGUUUCUCCUGGAGAACGACCUGCUGCAGCACACCCCCGAGGACAUCUCUCAGUUUCUGUACAAGGGCGAGGGCCUGAACAAAACAGUCAUCGGGGACUACUUGGGAGAGAGGGAUGAUUUCAAUCUCAAAGUCCUGCAGGCAUUUGUGGAGCUCCAUGAGUUUGCUGACCUCAACCUUGUGCAGGCGUUAAGGCAGUUUCUCUGGAGCUUUCGUCUGCCUGGCGAGGCCCAGAAGAUCGACCGUAUGAUGGAAGCCUUCGCCUCCCGAUACUGCCAGUGCAACCUCGGAGUUUUUCAGUCCACAGACACGUGCUAUGUGCUCUCCUUCGCCAUCAUCAUGCUCAACACCAGCCUGCACAACCCCAACGUGAGGGACAAGCCACCUGUCGAGCGCUUCAUCUCCAUGAACCGCGGCAUCAACGAGGGAGGUGACCUGCCUGAGGAGCUGCUGAGGAAUCUGUACGAGAGUAUCAAGAGUGAGCCUUUCAAAAUCCCAGAGGACGAUGGCAACGAUCUGACACACACGUUCUUCAACCCAGACAGAGAAGGCUGGCUGCUGAAGCUGGGUGGGAGAGUGAAAACCUGGAAGAGGAGAUGGUUCAUUCUGACAGACAACUGCCUCUAUUACUUCGAGUACACAACAGACAAGGAGCCCCGUGGCAUCAUCCCUCUGGAGAACCUGAGCAUCAGAGAGGUGGAUGAGCCCAGGAAGCCUAACUGCUUUGAGCUGUACAACCCCAACCACAAGGGCCAGGUCAUCAAGGCCUGCAAGACGGAGGCGGAUGGAAGGGUGGUGGAGGGCAACCACGUGGUCUACAGGAUAUCAGCCCCCACGCCUGAGGAGAAGGAGGAGUGGAUCAAAUCCAUCAAAGCCAGCAUCAGCAGGGAUCCCUUCUACGACAUGCUUGCCACCAGGAAGCGACGGAUCGCCAACAAGAAGUGAGACCCUUUGGCCGCCCAACGCUUACCCGACACUAACCCCUCUGGUCUCCCCUCUGCAUGCUCAGAGAUGACCCCGUGCCCAAACACACACACACACACACACACACACACACACACUCCACCCCCUCCCCCCCACACCGAGCACCAACAGCUGGCACGGACUCACGGGACGACCCGCUCCAAUCUGGAUGCCCUCUCUCUGAUCCUCACCCACCCCCUGGACAGUGACAAACUGGAGGCCAGCAGGGGCACGAUGGGACCAACUGCGGUGGGCAUCCCCAAAUCCCCCAUCUGCCCUACAUGUCGCCACGCUCCCCGCUCCCCGCACACAAACCCCACUGACUCAUGGGUGUCUGUUUAGUCUGCUCCACUCCUCUGUUUAUAGACAGUCCCAUCCUGUGUUUCUCUGAGUUCCAGGAGAAACAAAUUGUGGUUAAUCUCUUAUUUUGGACAUGCAUGCAUGUGUAUGUGUGUGUGUAUGUGUGUAUGUAUGUAUGUAAGUAUGUAUACAAAGGAAUGAUCGCAUAAGAGCUAAUGCUAACUAUAUUUGAUUGCUAUACCAAGUGUCGACUGGACUUCUCAUGUCUUGUUUCUGUGGUCUUCAGUCCCAGUCAUUCCCUGUGAGGGGUUUCCCACUGAGCUAGUGCUUUAUCUGAACCCACCUGAAUUAAGACAAAGCUAUCUCAGUCUGUUCUGUUUUCAGUGUGCCAGAGUAUGGUUGUCAUUUUUAUUAGUCGAACAAUCCUGGUACUCAAUACUACAAUUUUAAAGUCAGCUGGACUGAUUUCAGACCUUGUGUUAACAGGAAAUUGAUAUGUCCAUUACUUUGGGGGGAAGUUAGUAACCAGUGAAUUUAAGCUCAAUCCUUAGACAGCCAAAUCUACAGCGAGUGUCAGUAUGAUGUAUUGCCCCCCCCCCCCCCUUUAGUUUCCUAUUAAGAAAUUGCUUGCUGUUGUGUUUCCCAUAUGAAACAAUAUAUUUGAAUAUCUUUUCUAAAUAUUUAUUUUCUCUGUGAAAAAAUGUUCAGAUUUGACCAAUUAUUGUUAACUGUUAAACUAUAGACCUAAGUUAUGUGUACAUAAUGUAUAAAAAUUGUAUCUACUUUUUUUGUGGACUGUGUGUAUUACACUUGCAAUAUAUACAAGCCCUGUUGUCAACUCAAUUAGUAUGUGGCUGAAGUAGUGAAAUGAUGCAGUUCGUCGCCAUUGCCAAUGUCCUUUUCUAAUGGGCCCUGGCAGUAAGAGUGAGCUGUCUCAACUAAGGCCUCAGAUUGAGGUGUUUUGUCCAGCAGCCUUAAUCAUCACUAAUGUGAAAACAACAGUGUGAGGAAGCUUUUAUUUUCGAUAGAUGUUAUGAUUAUGAUGAUGAUACUGUAAUGAUGAUGAUUAUGAUGACUAUGAUUAUGCUAAUGAUUACAAUCAUACAGACAUUUCUGUCUUUCCUUCUUUCUCACUUCUAGUAGAUAUCUAAACGUUUGUAAAAUGAUAUGAGCCCGGUUACAGGGCAGACUAUAAGCCUCUACAGCCCCAUGGAGCCUUGAACUAGUCCACUUUUUUAAUGUCUGUAAAAGCUAUUGGUCAUACUGUACAUUACAUGUGAGAACAUAAAAAGAUUGAGAAAAGCC